UCUUGCUGCUGAAGGCCGGCUGGGCUGCUGAGGGCGAGCAGAGGAGCGCGCGCCCUUCUCCCCUCCCCCGGCUUGAUAGUAGGGAGGGCCAGUCGUCGCUGCACUGUAUAGUACGGGGCUGGGUGGUUGCCGGAGGGGUGAAUGAAGCGAAGAGGCGGCGCAGGAGGAGGAGGAGGAGGCGGCGCUGGGACAGGGAUGUGCCCAGCAGCAGUAGCAGUUCCAGCUUCUUCACUAUGCUCCUACAUUCAGGCCCCAAAUCGGCUGGCGGCUCCUCCGGCACUACAGCAAGGAGUCAGUGAAUUUUCAAUCACAGACCCAUCAAGCUGAAGAGACAAUCUAAGCACUGAGUUUUUUCUUCACCUCUCCAAGACAACUGCAGCAACAAAUUUUACCUUUCCUUAAAAGGUGCUCUUUUUCCCUAAAUAAGAAAACUGUAGCACAAAGGUGGAUAUUUGAGGCCUGAGAAGACUUUAUAUUAAAGGAAAGUAGGACAUCUUUAUAUUCACAUCCUGGAGCACAAUGAAAGAGUUUUAAUGCACAGACUUCACAAAAAAGUGCAGCAGCAAGUAGUACAAGGGACGCAAAAGGAAGAUAUUACUGGGGCACUUUGGAACCCUCCUGGCAUUUGAAGUGAGAAGAUCAGAUGGUAUACAGAUAUAUUUGAAAACCAAGCAGAAAAUUCUGAAGAAGAUUGUUCAGUGUGAUAUGAAGCAGUAUUGACGGACCUAUCAGCAAUCCAGUAACAUCUGCAAAUUCUGCAAGGGGAAGCAUAAUCUGGGAUAUCCAGAAGACAGCAGUGAAUGGUAGAUGCUGGUAGAAGAUUGUGGUCACAAGGAGAUGAUUCCUCAUGAAGUCUCUGGAUCCACAUCAGAAAUCAGAUGUGAUUUUCCACUUAACAGACUGAAAUCAGAGCCAGCCAGGCAGUGAAGCCACAGAAGAUAAGGGCAGGGGCCAGUGAAAAAUGAAAUCCAACCAGGAGAGAAGCAAUGAAUGCCUGCCACCCAAGAAGCGGGAAAUCCCUGCCACCAGCCUGCCUUCUGAGGUGAAGCCAUUAGUUCUGGCCAGUGAAAAUCACCGUGCAGAUAAUAUAACAUGGCUCUCAAGUACAACCAGCAGCCACAGCAGUGGGCGGAAUCGGUCUGGAGGUACUUCAGUGGAGGCUGGUUCACAACAGGGAGUAGGUUUACACAAAUCACUUUCUACAGGAAUGGAUUAUUCCCUACCUAGUGCUCCUAGGUCUGUUCCAGCCUCUGCCACACUUUCCACAGUGUACCCCUCUGCACUUUCACAGGCAGGAACACCUGUUUCGCCGGUGCAGUACGCACACCUGCAGCAUGCUUUCCAGUUUGUUGGGCCUCAGUAUAGUGGACCAUAUGCCGGAUUCAUCCCUUCCCCACUAAUUUCCCCAACAGCUAAUUCUGUAACUACCACAGCAGCCUCUGCCACUGCUGUUGCAACCACUCCAUCCCAGCGAUCGCAGCUGGAGGCAUAUACUUCUUUGCUGGCCACCAUGAGCAAUCUUAGCCAACAAGGCCAAAAAGUUGAGCCGCAUUUAGUCAGGACACCUGGAUUGAUCACAGCAGGAUCUCCUCCACCUACUCAGCAAAACCAAUAUGUCCAUAUUUCCAGCUCUCAGAGUGCUGUCAGAAAUGUCUCUCCUCCAGCCAUCCCAGUCCAUUUGCAUCCUCACCAGACAGUGAUUCCUCAUGCAUUCGCCCUUGGCCCUUCCUCCCAGGUGGUAGUGCAAUAUGCAGAUUCUGGUGGCCAUUUUGUUACUAGGGAGUCCACUAAGAAAUCUGAGAGCAGCAGGUUGCAGGCUAUGCAAGCAAAGGAAAUACUGAAUGGGGAAGUAGAAAAGAGUAGACGAUAUGGCAUCUCACCAUCUUCUGAAGUAAAUCUUAUCAAAUCAGGCAAUAAACCAUCUCCUCAUCAUUAUGAGGCCAGACAUGUGGUGGUCCACUCUGGUCCUUCUGAUUAUAUUGCACGAGAUUCCUCCAAUGUCCGUCCCUCUGUUAUGGUUGUCCCCAACAGCAGUACGCCUACUGCAGACAUGGAGGUUCAGCAGAGCAUCAACAGAGAAACACCUCCUUCAGCCAUCAAUGAAAAGGGAAGCUUGCAUUUAGGAAAGACAGGCCACCGAUCUUAUGCUUUAUCUCCACAACAGACUAUUGGUCAUGAAGGGGUGAAAGCAGUUGCCACUUUAUCCCCUCACACAGUCAUUCAGACCACCCACAGUGCUUCAGAGCAGCUACCUGUUGGGUUGCCAGCUACAGCCUUUUACACUGGGACUCAGCCACCAGUAAUUAGCUAUCUGAGCAGUCAACAGCAAGCCUUUGGCUAUCCUGGAAAUCUACCACAGCAUCUGGUGAUCCCUGGUACCCAGCCUCUCUUAAUACCAGUAGGAAGUGCAGAUAUUGACUCCUCAGGGGUAUCACCUGCUAUAGCCACUUCAUCUCCCCAGCUGGCAGCAGUGCCUCAUACAUUUGUAACAACCACCAUUCCAAAAAAUGAGAAUUUCAGUGCUGAGUCACUAGUAAGCCAGCCGGCUUACCAGGCAGCUGUGGUCCAGGCCCAGAUCCAUCUCCCCCUGGUCCAGCCAGUACCACCUUCAGCAACAGCUCCUGCUAUAUUGCCUCCUUAUUUUAUGAAAGGCUCUAUCAUUCAGUUGGCAAAUGGAGAGCUGAAGAAGGUAGAAGACUUAAAAACAGAAGACUUUAUACAGAGUGCAGAAAUUAGCAGUGACCUGAAAAUAGACUCCAGCACCGUGGAAAGAAUUGAUGACAGCCAUAAUCCAGGCAUUGCUAUGAUACAGUUUGCAGUUGGAGAGCACCGAGCACAGGUCAGUGUUGAAGUUUUGGUAGAAUAUCCCUUUUUUGUAUUUGGACAAGGCUGGUCAUCCUGCUGCCCUGAGAGAACAAGCCAGCUCUUUGAUUUGCCGUGUUCCAAACUCUCUGUUGGUGAUGUCUGCAUAUCACUUACGCUCAAGAAUCUGAAGAAUGGCUCAAUUAAAAAGGGCCAGUCCAUGGACUCAGCUAGCAUCUUGUUGAAGCACUCUAAAAAUGACAGUCUAGUUGGUGGUAGACAUAGGUAUGCAGAGCAGGAAAAUGGGAUUGAUCAGGGAGGUGCAAAGAUGACAUCUGAAAAUGGUGAACUGAAGUUUCCAAACAAAAUAGGAUUACCUGCAGCAUCUCUACUCACCAAAUCAGAAUCCAGCAAGCCCACGGCAACUCGGAAGAGGAGGUGGUCAGCCCCUGAAACACGGAAACUAGAGAAGUCAGAAGAGGAGCCACCGUUGACUCUUCCCAAGCCUUCUUUUAUUCCUCAGGAGGUUAAGAUUUGCAUUGAAGGGCGAUCUAAUGUAGGCAAGUGAAGUCUAUUAGGGAAAGGAAAUUAGAAUAUCCCUUGUCAUUUUUAUCCAGAUUACUGUACUGUAGGCUAAAUAACCGAGUAUUUACAUGUUAUCAUCUUAUUUUAGGUUUAUGUUUAUAACGUUGUUAUAGUUGCAGUUGGUAUUAUGCAGGAGACAGGUGCAUACUUCCCCCACCUAGGUGUUCAUUGGUGAUUAUUUUUAUCAAGAGCUACAGUAAGGGCAGUAUCUGCUUGACAUGUGAACACACACCCUUUGUGGAAGCAAAUGUUGACAUGGCACCUGUUUUUCAACACUUCAAGCAGAAUUAAUCUGGCAAGAGAACUCUAGGAAAGACAAACACUAUUGCCUGAUUCAAUCAGAGAGUGGAAUUGAGAGUUCCAUAGCAGUGUGAUUUGGUGGUUCUCUCAACAGACUUCUGAUGAAGUCUAGUCCAGAGGCAAUAAUUGAGAACUGAGCACUCUUUCGGGCUUUGCACAAUAAAGUGAUUUUCUUUUUAAUUUUCUGAUUUUUUUUUCUUGUAUUUUCCAUUCCCCCAGCCCAAUCCUAUACCAUGCCCCAGAGUGAGGGGCCUAACUGCACUAUUUUUAUUAAUAUUGUUGUUGUUGUUAUUGUUCUUCUCAGAGACUGCCACAUAGAGAUUUCAUCUCCACUUGCUAGCACAGUGGCAUAGCAAGAGCGUAGCAGCUGAUUCUUGCUUUGCUAAAACUGGUAAUUUGCUUAAAGUGUGACAUUGUUGGUGUCAAUAUAGCAUGUUACAAAUUGUGGGUAUCGUAACUUGUAUACAGCAUGUUGCUGCUAACAUUUGCUUCCACAAAGUAACUAUGUACUUUCCUUUGGGAAAGUAAACAUAAAAAUUGUUUGCAGUUAGGUUGCAUUUUUUUUAACUCUAGUACUAUUUUUUUUUAAUUCUGUACUAGGACUAGUGCCACUUUUUUUCAAAUUUCGGUGUGAUACAAGGAAAUGGAUGAACAUAGAGCGUCUUUGAGCACUUAAAAUGAUGAUCAGACUUUCCUUGCUGAGAAUCCUAACACUCGGCAAAUCCUGUAUUUUGUUUUAUUCUCUUUUGGGGUGGGGGAAAGAGAAUAUUGACAUCUUCAACACUGUUAACUACAUACAAAGUAGAGGUUUUUCACAAGCAAGAUGCUGAAAGUUUUCAUGUGGUAUCAAAGGGAUGAAUGUGAAUUAUGAACUCGUAUGUGACAGUCAUUGUCCACGAGGACUACUUAAUAGGAGGCACUUUUAAAACUUUUAUGCUUGUGAAAAAGUUAAAGGUAUAUGCAAGCUGACAGAUAAUAAAAGAAUAAGAAAGAGUAUAAGGGAAUGAGAAGAAAAACAAUAUUGUCCAGUGUUUUUGAAAAAGAUGGACUUUAAAGAAUCUUGCAAUUUGCACAUCUUGAGUUUAUCAUUUGUGUGGUAUUCCUGCAGUUUUUAAUUUUUGAGGAAGGGAGAGGGGCUGAAAAUGCUUAAACAAAUGUAGCAGUUAUUUACUAACCUGCCUAAUUUCUAGGCCAUUUUAAUAGGGUUAGGUUUCCUUUCAAUCUCUUUUAGUUUCUUUGUAUCAUAUCUGUCACCCUGAACCAGAAAAGCUUCUGAGAAUUUCUCUUCAGAUUUGCUGAGUUUUCCAUAAGAGUCAUUUUGACACAGAAGCAAUUUUUGUGUUUGUUUUAAUUCAGUUCUAAUUCUUUCUUAUUUUUUUAUUGUAAAAUCACUGUUUCUUACUUUCAAUUACUUUUCUUCUGAUUAGAAGUAUAAUGUUACUGUCAAAAUUUGGUACAACAGGAUGAUGGGUAAAAGUUUAUCCAAUUAAACUCUUUCAGUGGUUAUAUGACUGAUCUCAGAAAUCUGAAAUAAAUUCAAGAGUGGAUUCAAAGAUCCUAACUCCUGCUGAUUUAAUGGCUUCCAUCUUAAAACCAGUUUCUGAUGAAUAGUCGCAUUAAAACCCAGUUGAUUACUCACAGAUAAGUGAUUGAACAUAUGCCAACCAAAAAAAAUCACUUAAACUAUUAGCCUGUUUUAAAGUCUAGAUAAUAAAAUAUUGCAUUAAUUUCUGAAGCUUUAAGAUCAGGAUCUCCUGAAAAGAGAUGCUGUGAGCAUUUUCACACAUGAUACUAAAUUUGAGUAUCCAUUGAAUUUGUAAUGUAACUCUAUAUGGGCAUGUUCUUUCUGUGUUAUUAAAUAUGUUCACAUGUAAUACAAAUAUUAUGUGGGAGCCUCAAAGAUGUCUAGUGUCUUGUGUGAAAAUGGUGCAAGAACAUGUUGGCAUCAGUGCUGUAUUCCAGCUUACCAGAUUAGGUGGGUGAUCAUCAGUUAUCUUCUUUCCCUACUUGCAGUUUGGUUUGGAUGAAAUCCAAAGAAAGAACAAGUAAGGUAGAAGAUGUGGUACACUGCCUAUAUAAGCAGGCUGCUUACCCUGAUUUCUUUUCUGUGAUCAUUUCAAUUGCCCUAAAGUGGCCAUUGUCUGCAGAAUGGAAUGGAUUAAGCCAAAAUAGACAACUGGCAUUUCCUGCUACUGAAGUGAAUGAUAAAUUGAGACCUUAGCUGAGUUUAACCAAUUUGUAGUUCAAUUAGUUGCCCUACAGGAGAUCAUUUUUCUUUAUCUUUGACCCUGAUGUCUUGCUGCUUGCACAUAACUCCAUCAAUAUCAGAUUUCUUUCUUAGCAAGAAUCUAAAUUUUAGAAAUCAAAACAGAACUUUAAAUGAACAAUUUCUCCAAAUGUUCAUUUCCCUGCCCACUUGCCUAAAUACUAUACAUAUGUUUAAAAAUUCCAAUAUAACCCUCUCUUUAAUUGUGUUUCUUUGUUACUUGAACCUUCGUUCACACCAGAAUGAAUCCUUUUUUGUACCAAUUUUUGGGACGCACCAAAAAUGUGCUUAAGUUUUAAAAUAGCUUGAAAAUCUAUCUUGAAUUGUUAUUAUGACCUUUCAAUUCACCAAAUCACUGGGCAGGUUCCUUCUCACAAUCAUAUUGCUUUUUUAGUGCUGUAUUUUUUUUCCAACAUUUCUGCUCAGAGAAUUUGCUUAUUCUUCCAUAAACUCUGCUCAGGGCACUUUCAAUUUAUUGUUUAUUGAAGUUUUAUUUUGGCUUGUUUUUGUUUUGUUUUUGUUUUCACUUCAACUUCUGAUAGCAAGAAGAACAGUAAAAUAUGGGGCAAAAUUCCUAUUUCAUUCCCAUAAGUACCACUAUUUUCAUGUGUCCUCAGAGAACAACACAUAUAAAGAAGCAGGGAUUACAAAACUGACCACAUCUAUUAAACUAACACUAACAAAACAAACAAACCAAUACUAAUAAAUGGUUCAAGCAAUAGGAAUGUAUUUGUUCUCUACUUGCAUUAGAGACUUAGAACUUGCAAUUGUUAAUUCUGUCCAAACAUUGUUCCCGUUGCUGUGCUUUUGCUUCUUUUUAGUAUGUGCAAUAUUUUAUGUGCCAAUUUAGAUUCACCUAAUGGUGACAACAGACCUUUCUCAUGCCAUCAUUUUUGGAGUGUUAAAUGUAGGGUCUUAUGCCUUCCUUUGACUAUAGUAGGGAUGAAAUCUCUCUGGAUGUCAACAAGUUGCACACCCUAGACCAAGGGCUUCUUACAGCUCUUAGUAUACCCUGUUGGUCUUCACAUGUAAAGAAAAAAAAAUCCAAGCAGAUAAAAAAUAUUAUUAGAUAUCUCUCUCCCUCAAAGGAUGUUAAUGGUGGAAAAGAUGAUAUGACGUGAGACGCAUUCUGUGAAGAUGAAUGCCUAGUAAUGAAUUACUGGGCACUCUUAGGUGGGUGCAGUCUUCUGGAGAAGUACCAGCAUCAUAUUCUAUUUUAUGUCUGUCAUGACUAAUCUUCACUUUCAUUGGAAAUGUGGAUAAAUUCAGUCUUGUAUAGGAAGAUGGCACCCCUUUGUCUUUCUAUGACUGAUGAAAGCUUGCUUUUGGAUUGUAGCUAUCUUCUGUGAGUUCGUAUAAUUUUGCCCUUAGAGCAUCUUACCUUGCUUUCUUGGUUGUGGUAAUGAGCUUAUAAAUUGGGGCUAGUUAUAUGACAUUUUUAUGUCCUACAUUUCCCAAUUUCCAAAAUUACUCAAGGCAAGUUCUAGUCCUAUUGAUGUUUGCAGUGGAAUUUGUGUUGGGUUCUUUUGUCCUCUUCAUCAAUGGGAUUGAGAGUUGAGUCUUGUGCUCCCAAGUGCCUUAGUUUCUCUUUUUGAAAGGCACCUAAUUUCACAUGAAAUAUUUUAAUGCCAUGCAUGUUCCUGCAACUUGUAAACUCUGGUUCACAGUGUCACUCCCUUUUCAAUUCCUUCUAAUCGCUGAAAUAGUGACAGUUGUAGAGGACAUUUUAAGAUUAAUUUCAUUGUAAGAAGUCUGUACAGUAUCCACAUGGCAAUAUUAACUGACACCAGGUUUUUUCCCCCUUGUUUUAUUUUUGUAUCAGACCUUCUUUAGUUUACAAUGAAACUAUACAAUCACCAAUAAAAUUAGUCAGGGCAAAGAAAAAAAUACCAGAACCUCUUUAUAGGAAUUUCUAAAUAAAUGUAUCUAUAUCUAUAUCUAUAUAUCUCUAUAUAAAAUGACUGUUCCUUAAUAGUGUUUAACUUAGGCAUCAUUUCAGUUUGUCUGGGCCACAUGGUGGGGUUUCAGAGUGUGAUGUCACUUACCUCAUAUUCUUCAUGUAAAUCUGGAUUGUAAAAAAAAAAGUCUUUUUUCUCCCCCUACCCCCAUUUCCUUUCCUUUCCUGGAAAAAAUCGCAUGCCUAAUUCCUGGCUUUCCCCCUCCCCCCCUUCUGGUAUUUUUCUAUUGUUUGGGAGCCAGGAAGUGACAUCACAGCUUGAUUACCCUAAAUCAAGGAACAUUUAGAAACCUUUCAAACCUCUUACUCAGGGAUGGGGCUGGUAUAUGGUGUGGUACACUGAUGUGACCAGAAGGAGCACUUUUACUGCUCUGGAGUAGGGAUGUUCAAUUCCAAGGAGACGUUUGGAUUUCCUGCAUGGUUAUGAACUAACUUUAAGAUUAAUCUGGUGUGCAGUAUAAAGCAACAGACCCAGUCGGAGCUGUAGCUUUUGAUGAUAGAGAAGACAUCUUAUACACAGUGGCUUGUUUUACUUCGAUAUGUUGCCAAGCUGGGGGGGAGGGAAAUCCUACAACGGUGAUAAUUUUUAAUUAAAAGAUAAGAAAACUGUUUUAAAGAUAUUUUGUGGUGCUUCUAAUUUUUGACAUGGGUUCUUAAACAUUAUUUUAAAUAAAUGCCAUAUAUAUCCAGGCCACAGUGUUGUAAAUUCUUGCUUUCUUCAGGAUUCAGUCUAAGAAAGUAGGCAUGAGUCUCCCAAAUGUUUAAAGUGAAUGUAUGCUUACCCCUCUGAAAUCAUAGAUCUAACUAUACUUAAAAAUACUCAUUUUAGCAGGUCAGAACUAUGCAUUGAGCAGUCCUUUCAAUGAAUGCCCAGUUCACUGAAGGCCCACUUGUGUGUCAAAAUUCACUUGCUGUUUCUUAAUACAACUGCUAUUAUGGAUGAUGCCAUAGACUUAAAUUUGAUAUUAGAUGACUGUGGAUAGACUUUCUGCUCAUUCAGUCUCAAAUUAUACAGUGAAAAUGGCUAUAGAUGAGAUUAGUGGUAGACUUAGCCACACCUAUUCACUAGUAGUUGAGAAGGGAAAGAAAGCAGGUGAUAUGUGGCCCAGUGGCAAUGGUAGCAAAUAGUAAAGCAAGGUCUAAAAGCAAGUUCCACAGUACCAUCUGUUUGUAUUAACAGCAUGGCUUUGUGGCAUCAGUGCUUAGAAUUUCAGAAGUGGCGUUCCACAUACAGAAGGGAACUUCUCUGUAUGGAAAGAGUGGUGACAGAUGACAAUAGGCCCUACUUUAUUAUAGCCCCAUGUGAACACUUCUGUUAAUAAUCAUACAAGUGAACUAGUAGCUAUUUUCUUUCUGCUCACUCCCUUUAUUUAAUUAACUGCAAUUAAGCAUUUGUCUCAUCUCCUGUGAAAUCAACACUGUUAGCAGCAAUAUGAUUCCUCCGCCUCAGAUUAUUAUGGAUAGAUGUUGCCCAGCCCAGGGAAAGACACAGUAAUAAUAUAAAAACAAAGGGACAUAGUUCUGUAUCUGAUCUUAAGCAGAAUGUGGUUAAUGUUUUGCUUUUUUAUAUUUAUUACCCUGAUGAUUCCUGAAAAAGAAAUGAAUAGUCCUCCAAAUUGUGAUUGUUGCUUUUGAGAGCACAGAAAUAUUCUGUUGAUUUCCUUUGUAGAUUCCAAUGCAGUAUUGUGUUUUUCUGUUGAUGGGGAAAUUCCAAACAAGUUGCACACUUCUACUCCAGAGUCCAGUUUCUUUUACAUAGAUGACCUCGCUUCAGAUGUGUUACCUUACUGAUAGGAUCUUUACUUGUAGCACUAUAACUUGUGGGAAUAUUUUUUUAUGUGAACCUAAUUUGAAGAGAUGGUUAAACAUUUUUGAAGCACUCACAUUGAGAGGAGUACAGGUAAUGUUUUUUAAAAAAUUGCACAAAAGAAACGAAUGUUGGAAUGAUUCAUUCAGUAUUUGAAAAGCGAUGGAUAUGUUGAAAAUCGUGUGUUGUUUGUAAAAAUUAAAUAAAAUACAAAAGUUGAGAAAGGGUGAAAGUUACAUUUUUUUUUGUAUAUAGAAAACUCUCACUAGAUGAUCCGAUUGGUUCUGGCAGGAAAGAAUGCCUAAUUAACAGGUUUCAAAGUCAGUUAUACUUAGGUUUGUAUUUUCAUUAUAUAAAUCACAUUAUUGGGGCAGGGGAGAAUGAUUCACCUUUAACAGCAUUUUAGUGCUGUUUGUCCCUCCUUAAUUUAGAUUGGAACUUGAUUGGGAUGUCAUUAUACCUUCUAAGGAUGAUUUUUUUUUUUUGGCACUUCCUGUACUUAAAAAAACAAAACAGCCCAAAGAAUUUCAGAGUGGACAAAAAGUGUUUGUUACAAGAGAUUCUCGAAGUGAAUAAAGAAGUGAGGGAGAUCAUAUUGCCUCCUGUAAUUCCCCUCUUCCCCAAACUCACAUACACUUGCACACCUCUCUUUUUAUGCCUGGAACUGUUAAAGACAAUGUUAGUUAUUCUAGCAGUUGUACAGAGAGUUUGUAUUAUUUUUCAUUUGGUUCUGGAAAUGUUUAUUACUGGCACACCAAAAAUGAAGGGAAUCUAGGAAAACUAGUACUUCUGAGGAAGAGGUCCAAAAUAUAUUUACGAUAGGAAGCCUUUAAAAUGAAGGGAUGCGGGAAGGCUGAUAGUUUUCUGAAUCCUUCUCUCCUUCUCCCAUGUAGUCUCUAGUAAUAAUUUGAGUCUAAUUCUGGUAUUUAAUAUAGAAGGGGUGUAAUUUCUGUAUUAAUAUGACCCUUUCAGGUGCAGUGGGAUGGUCUCUCACACAAUCAAAUGAAGUACAUUUGGUUAAUGAUUAGUGUUUCUAUAAUAGGGAUUACAAAAAUUAGUUUAUUCUCACUGUUAUUGAAAAGGACUUGAGUCUUCCAUGAAAAUUGAUCAGAGGCUUUAUUAAGGUUGCUUUUUUUUUUUUUUUUUCAUUUGCUUUCACUUGAUUAAAGCUCUGGUUCCCUUUUCUUCAGCCAGCCAAUAGGCAGCACUGGAUGUAUCUUCUGCAAUAGAUUUAACUUGCUGGUGCUGGAACUGCUUAUAAUAAAUAUGGAAGUCAGCUUCAUUGAGGCCAGCGAUGUGAUGUUAUAAAGGUCCAGACUUGCAACUUACAAAGGUCCUGCUUUGACAACAAUUUUGUAUGCAACAGCAGUUUAUGAACUGUUGACAGCUCUAAACAUCAGAUUAUAUAAAAUCAUUAAGGUAUUCUGUUGAGUUCUAAAUCUGUAUUCAGAACUAGCAGGGGCAGACAGAGAUGUACCAGCCAAAAAAAUGGGGCACCAGGAGAGUUCUCAGAAAAUUACAAGCAUGUGUGCUUCUCCUGCAAUUUAUCUCUUUGUAACUGAAGUUAUAAUUUAAUUUUAAAAUGGCUGCCAAUAAAUCUUUUCCAACCAAGAGACAAAGAAUGAGUACAGUAAAUGCAACUAUUUACUGCCCCCCAAAAUGAUGCAAAUGUAACAUACAUUGUUUGAGGCUCUGUGGUUGGUAGUAGAAGAUAAAUUUUGAAAUGAUUAAAUAUUUUUAAUUUUUAUCUUUUUAAUGAUUGUUUGAUUAAAUUUAAAUUGCAAAUUGUUUUGCAUUUAUUUAACCCCAGAGAAUAGGCCUCAAGUACUUGAAAUGCCUCAAAAUGUUGGGUGCCUGGACAACAUGUAUUUACUUCGCUGAUUGAUCAUUUUCCCCAUGUUUUUACUGUACCUCAGGAUUCUUGCCUCUCAAAAUUAUGAUUGUGUUUUUAAAAUAAGGCAUGACUUCAGAAAGUAUCUCUUGCAUUUAAAUAGUUAAGUUAAAUAGACAGCUUUCAUAUGCCUACUUUCAGUUUUGGUAGCAUUUCAUCAGUGGUUUGAGCACCCAGCAAAUUCUUGAUGAACAUUUCCCAAAUCAAUAAAUAGUUCAUGCUGUGCAUUUUUCUUUUAGUCAAAUGACUACAUUUUCAAUGUCCUGCCAGAUGUUGGCCUAGGGAAAGGGGUACCAUAGCUUUAAGCUGAGGUCAUAUUGGGCUGACAUGGCCAGUACAAAGGAGAAAUAGGGAGGGAAUGUUUUGCACCUUAAAGAAUGAGAAGAGAAAUUGCAUACCGACAUAGGUAAGAGCUUUUAUUGUGACAAGAACUUUUUCCAUAUGCGUGCAUACUCUCUGUAAUUCCAGUGUAAAAUAUUGUACUUGCACUAGCUUUUUUUAAAACAAAUAUUAAAAAAUGGAAGAAUUCAUAUUCUAUUUUCUAAUCGUGGUGUGUCUAUUUGUAGGAUACACUCGAGUCUGUUUAUUGAAUUUUAUGGUCCCUUUCUUUGAUGGUGCUUGCAGGUUUUCUAGGUAGAAAUUAUUUCAUUAUGAUAAUAAAACAAUGUUUGAUUCAAAAUUUGAACAAAAUUGUUUUAAAGAAAUUGUCUGUAUACCAGUACAAGUUUAUUGUUUCAGUAUACUCGUACUAAUAAAAUAACAGUGCCAAUUGCAAA
This is a messenger RNA of Candoia aspera, 12384 nucleotides long. It is a transcript of the gene ATXN1, whose product is annotated as ataxin 1. The record is from RefSeq and is a predicted model, not a curated record. The transcript has 8 exons. Gene Ontology annotation, cellular component: nucleus. Gene Ontology annotation, molecular function: protein binding; RNA binding. Gene Ontology annotation, biological process: nervous system development; negative regulation of transcription by RNA polymerase II. The coding region runs from base 962 to 3370 and encodes 802 amino acids. NCBI's taxonomy places the organism in Eukaryota, Metazoa, Chordata, Lepidosauria, Squamata, Candoiidae.